AUGAUCCGAGAAGAAGUUACCUGGUUGAACAGCCAACUGAAUGUGGAUGAAAGUAAGCAGAACUCUGCAUUCCGCAAGAUGGUUGCCAAGUUCAAGGAUUCGAGUGGACGCCAUUACCAGCUUGAGGCCAAACUCCGAUUGCUUGACGCAUGUUCCACACGCGAUUACCAAACUCCCUGGAAGCAGGCUCGUAAGAGAGGCGUUGCCACAUGGUUUACCACUGCUCCGGAGUAUCAGCAAUGGAAACAGCAAAGCGUAUCCGGCACCCUGUUGUGCACCGGCAAAUUGGGGUCGGGCAAGACAACGCUCAUGGCAAGCAUGGUCGAUGACCUGGUAUCAACCUGCGGAAAGGGUAAUCUGGUGUACUUUUUCUGUCGUUAUGAUAUCACUGAGUCGUUGACGGCAAGGGCAAUGUUCGGGUCACUUACUCGGCAGUUGCUUUGCCAGCAGACCGUCGAACUUGCACGGUUACAGCAGGACUAUGCAAGCCAGGUAACGCUUGACUGUGAUAAGAUGUUGGAAAUCUUGCAGACACUUCUUUCCCACAACGAAAAGUACUACAUCCUGGUCGACGGACUUGAUGAAUGUCCUCAGAGCGAGAUUGAGACUAUCAUCGAGUUACUUCAAAACCUUCAACGAGUUCUAAGCACGCUCAUUUGCAUCUCGUAUAGGGAGGAAGCACGGAGUCCCGUUGAAAAGUUGUCGAAAGAAUUUGCCCAAAUACAGACCUUGAAAGCCCCGGAAAUCAACCCAGACAUUGAAGCAUACAUCGAUGCAGAGCUUCAAGGACGGCUUCAGUCUGAUGAGUUGACCAUUGGAGACCCUACGGUCGUGUUAUCUAUCCAGGAGGCCCUACUGAAAGGGGCGCAAGGAAUGUUUCUAUGGGUAGCACUGCUUAUCGACUGUGUUUGUACCGAGCAAACAGACGAGGCGAUCCUCCGCGUACUGCACGAUCUACCGCAUAGUCUCUCAGAGGUCUUCAGUCGAGUACUCAAAAAUUCGACGUCGGGGAACUCGAAAUAUCUGCGUCAGAUUGUGCAAAUGAUCAUGGCGGCUCGGCGUCCACUGACAAUAUAUGAGUUCCGAGAAGUCCUCAGCGUUAUUCCAGGCGAUACAGACUGGAAACCGGCGCGCUUGAUUAACAACAUCCGUGCGACGCUGGGAUGCUGCGGGAGCUUGAUCAUCAUUGACGAGGAAGAGCUUACAGUGCGUUUUGCUCACCAUAGCAUUAAGCACUUUUUCACAAAAUCCCAGGAGAUUGGGCCAACGAGUACACAAGAAGCAGACGAGAAAAUGGGAGCGAUCAUAUUAACCUACCUGAAUUAUGGGGUCUUCGAUAAUCAGGUCUCGCGUAUUGUCGCACCAAACAUUCCGGCAUCAGAAACAGCAUCCGCUGUCAUUAAUUCAGCACUGAGGGAGUCUUCGGGAAGUACGAGGCGUAUUGCCAGCUCCCUAAUUCGAUCUAAAAAGCAGAUCACUCAUGACGUUGGAAAAAUGUUGACGGAGGUAGCCUUUUCUACCUGGUAUCGCUCACUGGAGGCCUUCCACUUCAUGAAUUAUGUACGGGAGUACUACCAUUAUCACAUCUCCGUACGCCUAAUCAGAAAUAAGGCUAUGGAGAAACUAUGGCAUCGAUUUCUUGCUCGGGACAAUCUGGAUCUUCGCUUGGCUCCCUGGUUGCAGUACAAUCUUCAGCAGUCUAGACUCAAAGUUCUAAACGGCUUUCUUAUUCCAUUCAGUACUGUGGACACACUCGUCUCUUUUCAAGUGCUAGAGAAGGUUCUUCGAGAAUCUGGAAAUAAGCACAACGAAGCCCGAUGGAUCUACGGUCACGGAAGACGGUGGUUCGCGACCUUGGUGUAUAGCCAAAUGACGGAAUUUAUACCCCUGCUAUUGUCGCUUAAGAUGCGUGACGACAGUCCGUAUGGACCAAACGCAGACAAUCUUGUUCGUGUUCUUUCGCAAAGAGUCUCACCUCUCAGUGAUUUGGUCAAGAGAUUUGAUGCUGCCAAGUUCUUUGACGUGUACAGGGAAUUAUCUGCGCCAAUCAUCACUCAAGGCAUACAUAUACAUGGCGGCAAAGAAGUCGUUCCUAUCGUGGUUACCCGCGUGGUGGCACUCGAGAUCGCUGGUGUCUCUUAUCAAACAGCUGUUAUCCCCAGAGCCAACCAUCCUUGCCAAGACACUCUCAAUUAUGUGAAUGAAAAUGGUGACCUUUGUGCCGUCGUCGUGAAGAAGGCCCGAAAAACGAGCUAUACUUAUGUGCGGCCAGUGGAUAAUCUCGCCUUUUACCGGUACAUCUACGCAAGUCUUGCUACGUUUCAGCUUGGCGAUGAUGUCUUCGAGAUAUGGCCUCUUCCUCCUCCGCAUGGCAGUCUAAAGGAUCUUUGGAUCCUACUUUACGCCAACCGUCACAACGAAGGAGUAAAAAGGUGGUCAAUAUGCCAGAUGGUUGGCAUCGCAGAAGCUUUGGACUUCAUUCACAAUGGUCGGAUUGCUGAAGUCUUCUUUCAUGGUGACAUAAGACCAGAACAUAUACAGUGGAGGGGUGGAAUGCAGGGUGUACCACCCCCCAACGGGAUAUUACAACUGAAACUCCCACAUCGAAUGGCGCCCUUCAGCGUCAGUGACAAUCUGAUAGCCAAGCAGCGUGACAUCACUAUGUUGUGCUGUAUAUACCUAGUCAUCGCAGCAUGUCUUGUACCACUGGAAUGGAAAGAUAUUCUGGCUUUGCAUAUUGAUCUUCAAGAAGACCUCGACCUGAUAUCCGGUAAGAGCGUGUCCCCAAAGCAAGAACGGCUCGGCCGAUGGGUUUCAAAGCUCAACGAAGAAUCCGCGCACUGCUUGAUCCUACAUCGCGUGAUUUCCUUCAUUUCAACGGGUUUCCUUGCAUGCAAGCUUCCGUUUUCUUCGCAGAACUUGGUUAGUGGGUUGAGACAGGCCGCGCACGAAUAUUUCCAGACUGGUUGA
This is a messenger RNA of Aspergillus terreus NIH2624, 2970 nucleotides long. RefSeq lists its product as uncharacterized. The transcript is spliced from 3 exons. NCBI's taxonomy places the organism in Eukaryota, Fungi, Ascomycota, Eurotiomycetes, Eurotiales, Aspergillaceae. The coding region runs from base 1 to 2970 and encodes 989 amino acids. The record is from RefSeq and is a predicted model, not a curated record.